AAUAUAACAGAAGAGGAAUUUGUAUUGUAUACACAGAAAAUUGAAAUUCUUAUUGGUUGAUUCUAUAAUUAUUCAAAAAAACGAUCUAUUUUGUAUUAACACACAAUCACUUUCAACUUGAGAACGGGCGUGCAUUGUUGGUAAUCAUGGCUGUUCGAGUAUUAUUAAAAAACUGUGCAUCUAUGCGAUAUUUUUUUCAUAAGCAUAAUGUAGCUCAAAAUAGGAUUAAAACUUUAAAAAACUUUGGUACUGGUAUUUUUACUAGUAUCAUAGUUUACAGCAUUUCAAAUAUGACAGUUUUUGCAGCCCAAAAUGAAUUAAAUAUUAAGCAAUUCAUGGCAGAACCAAUUACUGAUAUUAAUGAACUGAAGAAGAAAAAUGAUAUGAGGAAAAAGAUGGAAUUAUUAGUAAUGAAAACUCAGGGAGAUUUUUGUAAAGCUUUAGAAGCUUUAGAAGAUCCAAAUUGUCGUUUUAGAGUUGAUAGAUGGUUUAGAAAAGAAGGUGGUGGAGGAAUUAGUUGUGUUUUAGAGGAUGGAGUUGUUUUUGAAAAAGCUGGUGUCAAUGUAUCUGUUGUUACCGGUGAAUUGUCACCAGCUGCAGUACAACAAAUGAGAGCACGUGGAAAGAAAAUGCAACAAGAAUCUGUGCCAUUCUUUGCAGCUGGGGUUAGCGCAGUUAUUCAUCCACGUAAUCCUAUGGUUCCGACCAUACAUUUCAAUUACCGCUACUUUGAAGUACAAAAUGAAGAUGGUUCAAUUCAGUGGUGGUUUGGAGGUGGCACUGAUCUCACACCUUAUUAUCUAAAUGAAGAUGAUGUAAAACAUUUUCAUGGUACUUUAAAAGAUGCAUGUGAUAAACAUGAUCCAUCUUAUUACCCAAAAUAUAAAAAAUGGUGUGAUAAAUACUUUUUCAUUAAUCACAGAGGAGAAUGUAGAGGAGUAGGUGGUAUCUUUUUUGAUGAUGUUGAUACCCCAAGUCAAGAUGAAGCAUUUCAAUUUGUAAAAUCUUGUGCAGAAGCUGUCAUUCCUUCUUACAUUCCCUUAGUUGAAAGGCAUAAAAAUGAUGGGUAUGGCUAUGCUGAAAGACAAUGGCAAUUAUUACGUAGAGGAAGAUAUGUUGAAUUUAAUUUAAUAUACGAUCGUGGUACAAAGUUUGGUUUAUAUACUCCUGGUGCACGAUAUGAAAGUAUAUUAAUGUCUUUACCUUUAUCUGCAAAGUGGCAAUAUAUGCAUGAUCCAGAACCUGAUUCAAAGGAAGCAAAACUUCUUGAAAUAUUAAAAAAUCCCAAGGAUUGGUUGAACUAAUAAAAAGUGAUGCUUCAUUAGCCACUAAAAUGAUCAUUUUAUCAACCUUGAGAAUUAAAAUGAUUAUAAUUUA
Osmia lignaria (orchard mason bee) is the source of this 1377-nucleotide messenger RNA. RefSeq names its product oxygen-dependent coproporphyrinogen-III oxidase (gene Coprox). The record is from RefSeq and is a predicted model, not a curated record. NCBI's taxonomy places the organism in Eukaryota, Metazoa, Arthropoda, Insecta, Hymenoptera, Megachilidae. Gene Ontology annotation, cellular component: cytoplasm. Gene Ontology annotation, molecular function: coproporphyrinogen oxidase activity.